Molecule: messenger RNA, 790 nt
Organism: Papaver somniferum (opium poppy)
Lineage: Eukaryota; Viridiplantae; Streptophyta; Magnoliopsida; Ranunculales; Papaveraceae
Exons: 3
Coding region: 59-619 (186 amino acids)
Cellular component (GO): mitochondrion
Source: RefSeq, a predicted model, not a curated record
ACUCUAAUCUUAUUUUUCGUCGAUUUCUCAACCAGUGGAUAUCUUUUUUUUGCCAACAAUGGCGUCAUCUCUGCUCUUCACUUCUUCUCCCUCCGUCCUGAGGAAUAGAGAAUUCUCUGUAUUCAAUUCUCGCUUUAAACCCUUAAAACCUAACUUGAAGCAGCACUUAAUCAGUGUAAGAGCUUUAAAAGAAACAACCAAAGAAACUAAAACUAACGACCCUUCUUCCCCGGAAGAAAUCACUCAGAAAUUCGGUCUUGAAGCUGGUCUCUGGAAGAUAUUCAGUGCAAAAGGAGAGGAGGAAAGCGGAGAGAAAUCUAAAGGGGAACAAGCCAAGGAACUACUCACUAAAUAUGGAGGAGCAUAUUUGGCAACUUCAAUAACUCUCUCGUUGAUCUCCUUCUCACUCUGCUAUGCGCUAAUAAAUGCAGGUGUCGAUGUUCAAGCAUUACUGCAGAAGGUGGGUAUUUCAGCAAGUGAAACUGGAGAAAAGGUAGGGACUUUCGCACUGGCAUAUGCAGCACACAAAGCUGCAUCUCCGAUUAGGUUUCCUCCGACUGUUGCUUUGACUCCUGUUGUUGCUGGAUGGAUAGAAAAGAUAGUUGGGAAAGACAGGUGAAUUUUGUAUAGGGUACCCAACCCUUGAACGAUAGUUUUUGUAUACAUUUAAGAGUUCUGUCAAUAUAUUUAUCUUCAGGUUUCUUCUGAAAUGUCAAUUUUAUUGAAACUUAUUAAUCUGAUCCGAGUGGGGAAAUACACUGUUCAUCCUAAAGAUAUUGCUUGAAGAUCA